AUGCAGAAUCUCUCAAAACAAGACAAAAAGCGUGCCCAGGACCGAGCUGCCCAGCGAGCAUCCAGGUCCCGUACCAAAGACCGGGUGGCUCGCCUGGAGCUUCAAAUCGCUCAGCUCCAGGGGGGUGCCGACCAGGCCCUACUGGAGCAAGUGAAUAACAUGCGCCAGGAACGUUCGCAACUCCGGACCUUGGCGGAUCAGCUGCUGAACAUUGCCGGGGCUGUGCAUACCACGCUGGUCUCCAAGGAUGAUGCGCCUUCGUCGGGGCCAUCCGCCCGGACAAGCCUCCUGGGGGACAUUGUUCGAGACUACGAGGCCCUCAAGACCACUCACCCCGCACCAAUCAUGCCGCUAACUGAUCCUCAUCCCAUCCUGGUCGGUGUUCUGAACGGCUGGAACGCCCCAGUGGCUGACCAGGAGGAGCCGGUCCAUCGCCUCAUGGCCCAUUUGCAUCGUAAUCUCAUGCUCGAGCGGCCUCUGGUCCGGCCCAUUGACCAACUUGCCAUUCUCUACUUGAUGCAGAUGUCUCUUCUAAUCCUGCUUGCUCAACACGAUACAUACCGAGUGUAUCUGGGCCACAUCCCUGGCUGGUUGUAUCCCAUGCCCCAGUUACGCAGGCAUCUCCUCUCGCAGCCGGACGUCGUCAACUACAACACCCAGCCGUGCAACGACUUUGCCACGCUGACCCUGCGUAGCGUGGUUUUCGUGCCCGAAUUGAACUUCGAAGAUGCCUACAUCGUCGGCCCCGACCACCGGCUAACCCUAACUCCGCGAUUCAGGCAACUGUUUGCUCCAACCGCCCCCGUGUCGCCUUUUGCCGUCAGCCCGGACUUUGUCGCCCAGUAUCCGACUCUGCGUGGCCUCGUUCCGGAAUGGCAACCCCCUGAUCGCCGGUCCCACCGGUCUCGACCUGAGAUUCCCCAACGUCUCAUCGCGCUGCCGAGUCUUUCGCCUUCCACUGACUCAGGUGCCUGCAACGACCGCCAGACACCCGACCAGCAAAAUGAUGACCUACGGGAUACCCAGGCUGGCUCGUCCUUGACUCCGUAUGCCGACCUAUCGACUUCAGGGGUGGGCGAUCUGACAUUUCCAUCCUCAAUCUCCGUCCCACCCGCCUCUCCCACGCACAGUGUGUUCGCGGGUGAGCCCAUGGGGAACUGGUAUGAAGCUCUGGGAUUCUUGGCGGAAACCGACUCUGUUCCCGCGUGGCUGCUAGAACCUGUUGGCGAAAAGGCUGAUGAAUUGUGA
Aspergillus sclerotioniger CBS 115572 is the source of this 1248-nucleotide messenger RNA. RefSeq names its product bZIP transcription factor. The coding region runs from base 1 to 1248 and encodes 415 amino acids. Gene Ontology annotation, molecular function: DNA-binding transcription factor activity. The transcript is spliced from 3 exons. The record is from RefSeq and is a predicted model, not a curated record. NCBI's taxonomy places the organism in Eukaryota, Fungi, Ascomycota, Eurotiomycetes, Eurotiales, Aspergillaceae. Gene Ontology annotation, biological process: regulation of DNA-templated transcription.